Molecule: messenger RNA, 3158 nt
Organism: Rhineura floridana
Lineage: Eukaryota; Metazoa; Chordata; Lepidosauria; Squamata; Rhineuridae
Gene: AFG1L
Product: AFG1 like ATPase
Exons: 13
Coding region: 114-1538 (474 amino acids)
Cellular component (GO): cytoplasm; mitochondrion
Molecular function (GO): ATP binding; ATP hydrolysis activity
Source: RefSeq, a predicted model, not a curated record
GGGACCAGCUUGGCUAAGGCGGGACUCGAAGUUGCAGUGUAUCUGCCCGUCUCUUUUCAAUAAAGUUAUUUUUCAAAAAGAAAAGGGGGAGGGGGAGUCUCGGUCACGGCAAGAUGGCGACGCCCGUGUCGCCCUUGGUUACUGGGCGCUGCCUUCUAAGGGCUGCCGCUCGCCGUGCUGCUCUGCUGCUAACCGGGUGGGCUGAAGCCGGCGCCCCGCGGAAAGCUUACACAGUUCAGGUUGCUGAGAGAGCAGCCUGUGGCACUCUAGUGGAUGCUAAUUCCAAAGCCUUGUUAAUUUGCAAUGGACCUUUAGAACAUUAUGAGUUUCUGAUCAAAACAGAGGAGCUGAACAAUGAUGAGCAACAACGAAAAGUUUUGCAGUGCCUGCAGAAGCUACAUGAAAGCCUCAAAGGCUACAGUAUCAGUCCAAAGCAUAUCUUAUCAAAGCUGUUUACAAGACACAAUCCCCCAAAAGGCAUUUAUGUCUAUGGAGAUAUUGGCACAGGAAAGACAAUGGUGAUGGACAUAUUUUAUUCUCAUAUAGAAGUAGAAAGAAAAAAGAGAGUCCAUUUUCAUGGCUUCAUGUUAGAUGUGCACAAAAGAAUACAUCGCCUUAAACAGAGCCUCCCCAAAAGGAAACCUGGAUUAAUGGCUAAAUCGUAUGAUCCAAUAGCACCUGUAGCUGCUGAAAUAAGUGAGGAGGCUUGUCUCUUGUGCUUUGAUGAAUUUCAGGUCACAGACAUUGCUGAUGCCAUGAUUCUCAAGCAGCUCUUUGAAAACCUAUUCCAAAAUGGUGUUGUCGUUGUGGCAACAUCCAACAGGCCACCAGAAGACCUAUAUAAAAAUGGGCUCCAGAGAAUGAACUUCGUGCCAUUCAUUGCUGUACUGAAGAAAUAUUGCAGCACUAUCCAGCUGGAUUCUGGAAUAGACUACAGGAAACGAGUGCUACCGGCAGCAGGAAAACUCUAUUACCUCACAAGUGAAGCUGAUGUGGAGGCUGUCAUGGAUAAGUUGUUUGAUGAGCUGGCUCAAAAACAAAAUGAUUUAACUAGACCAAGGAUUUUAAAAGUACAAGGCAGAGAGCUGAGAGUGAAUAAAGCGUGUGGAACCAUUGCAGACUUCACAUUUGAAGAGCUGUGUGACAGACCACUUGGAGCCAGUGAUUAUUUGGAAAUAGCCAUGAAUUUUGACCUAGUCUUCAUUCAUCACAUACCUCAAUUUACAAUGGCAAAAAGGACCCAAGCUCGACGCUUCAUUACUCUGGUUGAUACUUUUUAUGACAAGAAGGUGCGUAUUGUUUGCUCUGCAUCAGCUCCACUCCAGAGCAUAUUUAUUCAAGAACACCAUGACAGUGGGUUGGACGAAAGCAGGGUACUGAUGGAUGAUUUGGGGUUGAGCCAGGAUUCGGCUCAAGCACUUUCUAUGUUUACGGGAGAGGAGGAGAUUUUUGCCUUUCAGCGUACCAUCUCACGACUGACUGAAAUGCAGACUGAGCAGUACUGGAAGGAUGGGGACAGAAGCAAGAAACCACUGUAACUAAAAGGCUAUCAAAGCACACAGAACAAUCAUCUUUCCUGACAAAGAAUCAAAAUCCCAUUUUCAGUCUACGAAUGGUAUGGAAAGGGAAGGAGCAUGAAGUCUAUGGUCUGCAUAUAUGUGUCAUAAAACUACAGCUUGAACAAAUGAUAGACCCAAACCAGGCAAAUUAAAUGUGUAUUCUUGCACCUAUCUACCUCCAGUGUUUUGGUUAUAAAUAUUGCACCUUCAGUACCCUUGAACUUUUCUAGAAAAAAAUUAUGCUGGGCCGCAAUUGAAACACUUUAGAUUUUCCUUUUACCAAACGUACAAAAGCAUCCUUUUGUAUUUGGUAGCUCUGCCAUUCUAAAUACUCUUAUUUCUGCUUUUUUACUGCCACAGUAGGCAUUGAUCUUGUUACUCCAUUGGCUAUAUGUACGACUCACACACCCCGUCCCAAAUUCUCCUGGGAGGGAGGGUGCAAAAAGAAUCAAGUGGAAUUAUAGAAGCAAGAAUGGAAAAGCCAUUUAAGUCGAUAAGUAUCAAAGCAAAAGUGCCAGAACAAUCAGGACUUUGGUGAACUCUCACUGUAUAUGGUACAUACAGUCAGAGCACUGGGCAGAAAUCACAUCACAUCUAUACCCACUCUUGCCUGUGGUUUUAAUAGACAGUAGGCAGGUACAGUGGGAAUCUCAUUCAUCCAUUCAUGCAUGUCACUAACUAGAUGACAAGACAUUUGGUUAUUUCUAGUAAACUAGUACAAACUACUUUCUUUUUUGAGUUAAUGGGCAAGACCAGUGGCCCAUCCAUUCAUUUUGGGCCAUGUCAUAAUUGGUGAUUGCAGCAUGCCACAUACUUUUGCCAUGAUGUUUACACCGUUUGUAGGGAAGGAUAAUAAUUACAAGAUCCCACAUUGUCAAAAGCAGUAAAAUAAACAAAAUAAAAUAACUUAAAGGAAAAAACUACACUUUUCAAAUGGUUUUAAUACAAUCUCACAUGAGAAAGAAAGGAAUUAUCAUCAUCAUCAUCAUCAAUAAUAAUAAUAAUGUGACUAACCUGGCAAGGUAGAAAGUCAUCUGUUGGUAAAUAAGUUUAACAUUAAAUCUGCGUACUGAAAAAGUAUUUUGCAGAGUAGUUUCACCAACCACUUCUGUGUAGAUGGUAAAAUUCUCAGCACUUUUAACACUGUAAAAUUACAGGCUGGCCAUUUUCACUUGCUGUUCUAGAUCUUCAUAGUGUUUCCUUUUUGUCCAUAGCUGUCUCCAAACCCCUACUGCUGUACUUCCAACAGACUGUCAUGUUCACUACCACAGCUCUUCCCUCCUUAACAAACACUAGGUCUGGCUUCUGCAGUUCAUUUUGCAGAGUUUUCAAGUGAGGUUCAUGAUGUAUAGUCCAGUGUUAUUGUUUUUGCCUCAUUGGCCAGAUGUUGACUUACUUUGUUCAGGUGAUGAAUUUGCACAUCUUGAAUUGGACAGCAUUGCCUUGAUAUAUGCGAACAAGAGUCAUACUGGGCACAACACGUCCUGCAGCUUUUCAUUGCAUUUACACUCCCCCAAAUUAGUUACUUUCUUAUCAGGAAUACAUUCAUGCAAAGUUUGACAGCUGUUACAUAAUCCUGAUCUGACAUGUCCUUCUUGU